Molecule: messenger RNA, 513 nt
Organism: Pseudomassariella vexata
Lineage: Eukaryota; Fungi; Ascomycota; Sordariomycetes; Amphisphaeriales; Pseudomassariaceae
Exons: 1
Coding region: 30-401 (123 amino acids)
Source: RefSeq, a predicted model, not a curated record
CUCUCCGUGAAAACCAAGAUGAUGUCCGGAUGCUACUCAGCUUCGGUGCAGAUCCUAACACAAUAGCCAACGACAGUCUGAGCCCAUUUUCAUAUAAAUCAGAGGGAAAGCACACAUACUGUGCCAGACUUCUGCUUGGAGCAGGUGCAAGCAUGAAACUCGCCGAGUCAUACGCCAUCUGUAGAGACAGUUCCCCCUACCUCGCAGCACGCUUCGCGACAGACACGGUGCUUCUGCAAUUGCUAUUGGACAGCUGUACCAGAGAUCCAGCCAUCUCAGCCGCCAGCGCGCGUUCAGCGACACUGACGAUAGCCGUACAUUACAACCGCCAUGAGGUCCUCAGAACGCCAAUUCAAUGUCCAUCGAUCGAUGGGUGCGUCAGGGUUCUUAUGGACGCUUAGGAACAUACCUAGUUGCUUGAUGUCGUCGGCCAUUAUACCGACCGACUGGCAAUGUGAACCAUAGAGACCUUGCUUCUGGACUCCCCGUCGCUUGGUUUCGUGCCCACUCAGG